CGCACGAUAGGAGGAGAAGUUCCACAUCGUGCCUGGCACUUAGCCUCACCGGCACCAACGAGUGGCACUCUCGUCGUACCAAAUACCGUCCACUACGUCUGGUUUGGCGAGGCCGAACCAAUGAAAUUUCAUCAGUUUCUUAGCAUAAAAUCAGCAUUUCUAAACAUAAGACCUAAACAGAUUCUCUUUCAUUGCGAUUUUGAACCAGUGGGACUUUGGUGGAAGGAGACUAAAAGAACUGUUACAUCAUUAGAAAUUGUCCACCGCAAUCCACCUGUGGAGAUAUUCGGAAAUGAAAUAAUUCGACCGACGCAUAAAUCGGAUGUUGCGAGGUUGGAAAUUCUGUUCAAGAGUGGCGGCAUUUUUUUAGGCACGGACGUCAUCGUUUUGAAAUCGUUUGAUUCUCUCCGCCAUUUUAAUUUCACCAUGGGCGUGGAGUAUCACGGUAGUCCAGGACGCUUGAACAAUGACAUCAUCAUCGCAAACAAGGAUGCGAAAUUUCUAAAGAUGUGGUACGAAUCUUAUCGUAACUUUACAAAACGGGAAUGGGACUUCCACGCCUGCCAAAUUCCGUACAAUUUACUUUUUGAAAACCCGAAACUAAUCCACGUGGAAGAACGGACAUUAAAUUACCCAAGCGGGAAAGAUAAACAUUUAAUUUACAACGGACUCUACAACUGGCGGACUAAUUUCGCAUUACACCUCUGGCAAGAGUUGAAUGAUAAGGGAUAUGGACCUAACAAUAUUCGAAAUAUGAAUACGACUUUUGGUGAGGUAGCUAGAUUGAUAUAUUAUGGUAAUUUUACACAGAUAAAGAGUUGACCAGAAAUUCAUUUCAGUUCGAGUUCAGUUUGUCAAAUGCAUUGAACAUGAAAGGUACAGGCACAGGUCGCAUAAGGCUUCUAUGUCCCCCUAUUAUG
Lineus longissimus is the source of this 920-nucleotide messenger RNA. RefSeq lists its product as uncharacterized. The annotation marks the transcript as partial. NCBI's taxonomy places the organism in Eukaryota, Metazoa, Nemertea, Pilidiophora, Heteronemertea, Lineidae. The transcript has a single exon. The record is from RefSeq and is a predicted model, not a curated record.